Molecule: messenger RNA, 966 nt
Organism: Macrosiphum euphorbiae (potato aphid)
Lineage: Eukaryota; Metazoa; Arthropoda; Insecta; Hemiptera; Aphididae
Source: the annotation of a GenBank genome assembly
AUGGAUGAUAUAAAUAUCACAGGGCUGGCUAUUGAACCAGCGGAAAAUGUCACAAAAAUGUUGACCCGAGAAGAGCAAAUGAGAGAAGAGCAUAGAAAAUUACACGAAUUGCAUAAAGGCCACGAGUCAAUGCAUGCUGAAAUGUUGAUAAUUUUAAUGAUUACCAUGAUUGUUGCACAAAUAGUGUUAUUAGAAUGGAAAAGAAGACAUUUUAAAUCAUUUCAAGUUGUGACAUCUUUAGCUUUAUGGUUAAUACCAUUUAUAAUGUCCAUUCGUAUGUCAUAUUGGAGAUUUAUUGUAUUUUGGACAUUAUUUUCAUUGAUCACAGGACUAGUCGUACGAAAAGCUUUAGAAAAACCUUUACAAGGAUCAACACCUAGAUUGGUGUACAAAUGGUUCUAUUUCAUCUACAAACUAACUUAUGUACUUGGUAUUGUUGGAUACUUUAUCAUGGUUGCUGCAUUCUUUGGAGUCAGUGUUGUAUUCAAUGUUAACCCAGCUGUAUGGAUGGAUUAUGGAUUGAUAAUUAUGUACUAUGGGUUGUAUUUUGGUGUCUUAGGACAAGAUAUUGCUGAGAUAUGUGCAUCUAAAAUGGCUGCACACUUGGGAUAUUAUACACCUCAAGGAAUGCCAACUAGAAGUUUGGAUAAAAAUAUUUGCGCUGUCUGUGGUAACAAAUUAUUAGUGAAUGCUGGUGAAGAAGGUAUAAUUGAAUCUACUUUCCAAUUAACAUGUGAUCAUACAUUUCAUGAAUUUUGCAUUCGAGGAUGGUGUAUUGUUGGUAAAAAACAAACAUGUCCAUAUUGUAAGGAGAAAGUUGAUUUGAAAAGAAUGUUCCGUAAUCCAUGGGAAAAACCUCAUGUUUUGUAUGGUCAACUAUUGGAUUGGUUACGUUGGUUUGUGGCUUGGGGACCAAUUAUAAUGAGUAUUAUACAAUUUAUAAAUUAUAUUCUUGGACUGAAAUAG